AUGAGUUCGGGCCAAAGCGCCCCGCUACUUCACCCACACAUUGCGACCUCGUCGUACAACCCGAAUUUGUCGGACGUGCCUGCUCUUACCAACCAAUUCUACAACAGCAAGCUGACACAAGCUGAAGCUCGCGAUUUGGCGCAGCGGUUUUUCGACAAGCGCAGCGCAGACAAAACGGCUUAUUUCGACAAUCAUGCGAAGCUCCACCAGUUUCUGAAAGACAUUGACCCCGGUCUUGCUGCGAAACUCUCCCCUCCGGAUCUCACCUGGUACUUUGACGAACAGCCACCUGUGACAAGCCCGAUCAAUCCGUACUGA
This is a messenger RNA of Capsaspora owczarzaki ATCC 30864, 318 nucleotides long. RefSeq lists its product as hypothetical. Bases 1 to 318 code for a protein of 105 amino acids. Lineage: Eukaryota; Filasterea; Ministeriida; Capsasporidae. The transcript is spliced from 2 exons. The record is from RefSeq and is a predicted model, not a curated record.